AUGGUUGUGUCGGCAGAAGUCCAGUCGGAGCAGGCCCAGCUACAUGCAUUGCAAAAGCUCGACGAGCAAUGCGUGCAGUACCAACUUCAGGGCAAUUACGUGGCAGCGCUCGAAAGCAUGGAGCGGGCGUUGGUCCUUCGCCGUCACUUCUUUGGGCUGGAUGCAGCUGAGGUGCGCGAGUCUUGCAAAGCAAUUGCGGAAAUGUGCAACCUCCUCUCCAUGACGUACCUCCAGCAAGAAAACUACACCAUCACAUGGGAGCUGCUGAAAAAAGCAGAGAUUCUUACAGAGCAUCAUCCACAAGAGCGCGCCACAACACUCAACAACAUGGCGUGCUACUUCCGCCGAAUUGGAAAGCUUCACGGCGCCCUGUCCUGUCUGAAACGGGCACUUGCGAUUGAGUUGCAGUUGAACAAGCUCCAGACAACAGCAGACACCCACUUAAACCUGUGUGCCGUGCUCUCCACCAUGGGAAAGCACUCGGAAGCAGUUGAGCAUGCCCAGUCCGCCCUCAUUUUGCUUCAAGAUGAGCUAUUUUCAUCAGGAAGCGACCGUAAGCCGCUCGACACAAACAAAGAUCGUGUGUCAGUUCUUUGUAUUGCGUACCACAACCUGGGGGUGGAGUACGAAUACUUGAAGCAAUACAAUCAGUGUGUUGCGUCGUAUCAAAAGGGGGUGGGGAUCGCUGAGCAAUAUCUGGGCAACAGCCACGGCGUAACAAUUACUCUGACUAAUUCUUACGUUGCAGCUCGGCGGACUGUGCACACAAAAGCAAAAAAGGAAGUGCUUGAGAUGCAAAAGAGUCCCAAAAAAGGCUCAAGUCAGACUCGUCCAAAGCAUUUGGAGGAGAUGUCCCCAACGAAAUUCAAACAUCCGAGCAACCUCGUCACGAGUCCGAGGAGCCACGCUCGAAACGAGCUACCGCCAUUGGAUAUUCCCAAAUCCCCGUCGCGAUCAGGGUCGCCGAGGACGCCAACGAGACCCGUGCCAAUUGACGAGGCACCACUCAUUCGGCACCAAUCGCUCGAGCCCCUGCGCUUGACGCCAGGAACACAGGCCAACAUAAAUGCCGACCUUCAGAACGAUGCUUCUUUGGCCACACCGGAUGUGUCUAUCCCCCUGCUUCAUGUACAAUUGGCUGAGGCGAACGUUGAAAAGGUCCCUUCGUACCGACCUACAGGACGUUUGCCUUCCGAUGAACCACCAUUCGAUCCAAAAGUGCCGAUUGAAUCAACUAGCAUGUCGACCACUCCGACAACGUUGACUUUUGCGAAUGACGGGGAAGCAUCAACAAAAGACAGUGCUGCUAUGGCCAACACUACGAGAGCUUCUCAACGUGAGAAUGCGAAUGAUGCUGAAGAGUCUGGAUCAAAUACCAACGACAGUGCGAAUGCGGUAGACGAAGCGGUUGCGGCGGCCGACGAUACUCAGACACCGGUCAUUGCAGCCCAUGUCGAUGGUUUGGACGACUGUCCUUCAUCAGACGCCGAUCAAAGUAACCCAGGUUUACCUGUUGUGGUUCCUUCUGCUGUCAAAUUGACUCCUGAUGACGUGGUGGGGGAGACCACGAAUGGCAUCGAACAAGUUUUUUCUUCCGAAGAGGCCUCCAGUGCAGAGUCGGCUAUCGUGGAUGACCCGAUAGAUCAGCUAUUGAUGGUAGCCAGCGCGAUUUCAACUGAGACGGACGGUCUCACCGCAACCGACAACAGCGUGAACCCUCCGAGAGCGGUGGAAAUGGAGAAGGAAUCCCCCUUGCAGCUUGCUAUCAACACGGCGCCGGUGGAUCCUGUUGCUGAAGCCGCACAUUUGGAAGAAAACGAGCAACCUGCAACGUCCUCCGAUGGCAAGCAAACUUCUCUUGAUCAAGUGGCCACGAGUGCUGUCGCCGACAGUCGCGGAAACACGAUAUCCGUGAUUGCUGCUGUCAACGUUCAAGCUGCUGAUCCUGUGGGCAAAAUUCCUCCAGCCAAGGAGGAUACAGGUGCUAACGUUGGGCACUCCAAUGAUUUUCAACUGCAAAUGAACGCCGCUGAAGCACCUCCUUUUGCAGCGGGUGGGGUGGCCAUUCAAGGACUGAAUGCAUCAUCAUCCAAAAUGGCCGAGUCGCAAGUGGACGUUGAGGAAAUUCCAUCUCCGACGAGUGAUUCGCCCGAGCCUAUUGUACGUGCUCCUCCUGCUGCUGCUGCCACGGCGCUUGAACUGACGUCCACCACUCAAUUUGUCGUCGACGAGGCCACAACCAUCUCCGAAGAAGGAAAUGUGGGGGAGGUUCCUGUGUCUGCCCAAAGUGGAGAUGCCGAGCCAUCUUCAAUCGCCGUCAACGACACGACGGAUAAUGCUGUAAAAGCAGUCGAGAAGGUGGACAGCAAAGACUCCUCGACGUUCACUUUCGAAGCGAUCUCACAGCCACCGAAAGUGGAGACUGUGCCUGACGAAAUCCCGUUGCCCACCGAAGUAAAUCCCAUGUCCUCUGAUGCGAAUAUCCAUGCGUCCGACGUUGCUGCAGUUGAGCAAGGCGUCGCCAAGGAUGAGUCUCGUCUGCGAGAUAUUCCUCUGGUACCCCCCGAAGUAGUUUCCAAAGUUACAACUACUGCCGAUGGCAUUCUGAUCGACGGGACUGUGUCUAAACCUGAAGAUGCUUGUUUGCAAAAAGAAGUGAUCGAAGGGGCAGCAGCGGCGGCAAUCGAGGUUGCGUGUGACAUGAUCAGUUUUGCCGAUGGCACCGCCGCCGGCAACGAGUCGACCCUUGUUCAAAACGCGGUAAACUUGGACGAAGUCACAUCCACAUCACCGCCAAAUCACCUUGAUGCAAGUUACUCAAUGCCAUCGCAAGCUGCAGGUUCCGUCGGAGGGGCUGUCGAUGCUGGGGAAUGCACUGAGCCCGUUGAAGACCUUGUGGUCUUUCACGAUGGAGAUUCUCCGGCCAAAGAAUCGGUGGCCCACCCUGCUGCACAGUCCUCAAUCCAACAAGACGAGGUUGCUACAACAUUUGCAAAGCCUCCUGCAGAUACAUCGCCGAUCCGAACGCUCGCUGCAUUAGAUGAAGAAGUGGUAUCCGCAUUGCUGGGGACAGUGGAUGCCGCCCCUUCCCCCGCCCUCCAAGCAACAGAAGGGGAAUCCAGCGAUAUGGACGCCGAUGCGAACGUACUCCAAGAGAAGGAACGUGUGAUAGUUUUGCUGAAUGAGACUGCCAAGGCCUUUCAGCUCCAAGUCGCCUCGCUUCAGGAUGAGCUCACCGUGACGAAGAAUCUGCUCGCACAACGAGACAUGGUCGUGCAAGAUCUCCAGCAACAUGUACAGGACCUUAAGAACGCGUACGCUGAUCAAGCCAAUACUGUCCAAGGACUGCAGAGCCAGUUGGCCGUUAAAACCGCAGCACUUGACGAGGUGGAGAGCCAACUCAAGACGGCCGAUGCCGAGUUCGAAGCGCUGAAAGCGGCGUGGGAGCACCAUCAAGCAGACCAAACCGAUAGAGGCGAAGAAUGCAAGAAACUAAACGCAGAGAUGUCGCAACUCCAUGCCCAAGUGGAUCAACUCAACGUGAUCAAUCGACGAUUCGACAAACAGCUGCGGGAGAAAGCGUCCGUUGUCAUGGUCGAUGCAUGUCUGUCGGCGCGCGACUUCUCUGAGAACCAGCUCAUUUCUCUACGAGAUGACGCAAUUGCGGCAAAGGCAAAGGAGUUGAGCCUCGUGACAGCGGCAAACGACGGGCUUCGAGCUCAACUGGAUGCGUUGGAAACGGAGUUAGAGCGUUUGGAAGCAGCGCUGACAAGUAAAGACGUAGAACUCCAUCGAAACGCCAAGAGAAUGGACAAGCUGGAGCGGCACGUGGCAACGUUGGAAGCUGCGGCCAAACAAACUCGAGGGAAGGAGCUUGCGAUGGAGCUGAGUACCAAGCAGAACACGCAGUUGCUGCAGUGCUUGCAGGCAGAGGAAGCCAAGAGCGACCUACUUCGACAACAAGUUGACGCUCUGUCGACCGACUUGGCUCACGUUCAACACCAAGCAACGCAGAUUCGAUCCGACGCCGCAGUGGUUGAGAUCGAUGUUCAGUUGAAAACAAAGACUCUGGAGAGGCAGUCCCACAAUUUGAUGACGUCGCUGGAAAAACUCCACAAGGAGCGCGAGAUGCUGCGCGACGAAUUGGCCGACAUGCGAUCAAAAGCAAGGAUCGAGGUGGAAGCGAUGCAAGGCGAGCUGGUGCACCGGCGAAACAAGCAAUACGAGCUGACACUGAAGCUUCACGAAACCGAGUCACAGAUGCAUACCCUCCGCAGCACGAAUGAAGUGCUGGGAGAAGAGCUCGAGGCAACUCGUUCGAGAAUGCAAGAGCUGGAUCGGCUGCACAUGGAAGCCAAGCGGUGGAAGGAAGACAUGGCUCGGACGUUCGAGUGUUUGCGCCAAGAACAUGCCCAACUUCAGCGGACACUUGCCACCGACUCGAACCAAUUCCAAGUGGAAAAGGCCGCGCUACAAGGGCAGCUCAAGGAGUUGGAGCGUUUUGUGCACGCGCAAGCGGCAGAGUUGAGUAAGUCCGUGGAUGCCAAGAAAAGCGUGUAUCAGGACAUGCAAACGUUGGAAAAGCAAAUUGAAGGGCUGCACGACCGCAUUCACGGCUUGGUGGCCGAGGCAAAUGCAGAGACGAAGCGACGCAUGGGGCUUGAGAUGGAGUUGAAGGUGGCCCAAGACCAACUGCACCAGGUCCAAGCGAAUUCGCAAACGAUGCUGGUGGGAUGCUACGAGGAGCACAAGAAGCUGCACGAUGGAAAAGAGAAGCUCAAGAAACGACUCGACCAGCUCGAGUUUGAAUACAAGCGCGAACAACACGGCAAAUCCCAACUCUUGCACUUGUCGUACAACGCGGCGACCCCAAACCGAGGAAAUCUGGUCGAGUGCUGGCUGUCCGACGUGGAUUUGCCUGUACUGGUUCGAUAUGCUCAAGCACUUGCGGCACCUCUCGACACGUUGGACCUGCGCUCGAAUCGCAUCACCGAUCAAGGAGUGAAACAUUUGCUGCAGCUCGUGCAGUCCAAACGGGUCCCACCACACAUGAAACUUCAAGAGAAUUUUAUUUCGCCGCAAGGCAUCCGCCAACUCGCGAGUGGCAUCGAAGCCAUGGGGUACACGAUUGUGAUCCACGACGGACGAAUUGAAGGCACAGACGCGAGCGGAACUUUGACGCUGGACGUGUCCAACAACAAAGACGCGUCGGUCUUGGUAUACACCCCGUCGUUACCGAGUGGUUGCAAAGUCAAAAAACAAAAGCCCGCGAGUGUGUCAAAGCCAGAUCCGCUCGAAGGGAUCUACGGCGCAGAUUUGGUUCAAACGAUGUUGGAGAAACCCAAGAAAGACCCUCCGAGUGGAAAGAACCAAAGCCCUCGCCUGCGAUCACCGCGGUCGCUACCGAAAUUAUGACGUCGCAGUGGUAGAAUAUCGAUGCAGCAGUCGUGGGAGACUUGAAAGGACGACGUUCUCA
Messenger RNA from Aphanomyces invadans, 5476 nucleotides. RefSeq lists its product as hypothetical. Bases 1 to 5415 code for a protein of 1804 amino acids. Gene Ontology annotation, biological process: autophagosome assembly; late endosome to vacuole transport; autophagy. The record is from RefSeq and is a predicted model, not a curated record. Gene Ontology annotation, cellular component: phosphatidylinositol 3-kinase complex, class III, type I; phagophore assembly site; phosphatidylinositol 3-kinase complex, class III, type II. Gene Ontology annotation, molecular function: protein binding. The transcript has 19 exons. Lineage: Eukaryota; Oomycota; Saprolegniomycetes; Saprolegniales; Verrucalvaceae.